This is a messenger RNA of Chanos chanos (milkfish), 2424 nucleotides long. It is a transcript of the gene dtnba, whose product is annotated as dystrobrevin, beta a. NCBI's taxonomy places the organism in Eukaryota, Metazoa, Chordata, Actinopteri, Gonorynchiformes, Chanidae. Gene Ontology annotation, biological process: synaptic signaling. Gene Ontology annotation, cellular component: plasma membrane; synapse. Bases 292 to 2181 code for a protein of 629 amino acids. The transcript has 22 exons. Gene Ontology annotation, molecular function: zinc ion binding. The record is from RefSeq and is a predicted model, not a curated record.
CAGGCGGUAAGAAUCGAGCCGGUGAGAACAUGGCUAAAUACAAAUCCGUUCUCUCCGUUACACCGGAAUAACCUGGACUAAAUCAGACAAACAUCCUCCUCGGAAAGUCACCGUACCCGGAUCGUUUGUGAUGAAUAGGCAAUAGAAUUACAGAUAUACAACGCUCGCUUUUUAGCACGUUGUUGCUUUUCGGUAUCUUGAUGCUGGUAGCUCACGAGCAGGAGCAGAAACCUGCGGAAAUUUGUUUUGACCCACCUCUGCUCUGACUGACAACCCAAGACCACCAAGAGGAUGAUUGAGGAAGGGGGAAGGAGAGGGAAGAGUGCAGUGGAGAAAAGACAGAUCUUCACGGAGAUGAGGGGUCGGAAUUUUGAUGAAAUUCGACUUUCGACAUAUCGCACGGCUUGCAAGCUCCGGUUCGUGCAGAAACGAUGCAACUUGCACCUGGUGGAUGUUUGGAACAUGAUUGAGGCAUUUCGUGAUAAUGGUUUGAACACGUUGGAUCACAGUACAGAGAUCAGUGUGUCUCGUUUAGAGACCAUCAUCUCCUCUGUUUAUUACCAGCUUAACAAGCGCCUCCCCACCACACACCAAAUUAAUGUACCGGAGAGCAUUAGUCUACUGCUCAACUUCAUGGUUGCCGCACAUGACAGUGAAGAUCAUGGAAAGUUGACUGUGUUUUCGGUGAAAGCUAUGCUGGCCACUCUCUGUGGGGGAAAGCUUGUGGAUAAACUGCGCUAUAUAUUCUCUCAGAUCUCUGACUCUAAUGGCGUAAUGACGUUGUCCAAGUUUGACCAGUACCUCAGAGAAGUUCUGAAGUUACCCACUGCUCUGUUUGAGGGGCCGUCGUUUGGUUAUAAUGAACAUGCUGCCCGUUCUUGCUUCCCACAACAGAAGCAGAUCAUGUUGAACAUGUUCCUGGACACGAUCAUGUCAGAUCCUCCCCCUCAGUGUCUGGUCUGGUUUCCGCUCUUGCAUCGGCUCGCUAACGUAGAGAACGUCUUUCACCCUGUGGCUUGUUCGUAUUGUCGCUCAGAGAGUAUGAUGGGAUUCCGCUACCGAUGCCAGCGUUGCCAUAACUACCAGCUUUGCCAGGACUGCUUCUGGCGUGGUCUUGCCAACGGUUCCCAUAGCAACCAGCACCAGAUGAAGGAGUACUCUUCCUGGAAAUCCUCAGCGAAGAAGUUGAGUCAUGCGAUCGGUAAGUCUCUGGGGUGUGUACCCAGCAGAGAGCCCGCCUACCCAAUCUUCCCCGAUCGGCCAGAGAGACCGCUUGGCCUUGCACACAUUGUUCCGCCACAUCCUGUCCCAAACAGUUUGACUGAAUCAGCUCCGCCCCCUCCAGGAGUCCCUUCCCCCAUGAAGAGGAUGCAGAGUUUAGCUGCUGCACAGCGUCUAAAUGAAGAACAUGCUCUCAUCGCUGCUUAUGUUAACCAACUACAGACCAGCCCACGAGCUUUGGACAGCCCCAGUCGGCAGGAUGAGGAGCACAAACUAAUUGCACGUUAUGCAGCACGACUAGCAGCAGACCCUGGAAACCCUGCUAGGACUCCAGAAUUUAAUUUUGAUGCCAACAGACAGCAGCGACAGCUGAUUGCUGAGCUAGAGAGCAAAAACAGAGAGAUUCUGCAGGAGAUCCAGCGUUUGCGUUUAGAGCAUGAGCAGGCAUCUCAGCCCACCCCAGAGAAGGCUCAGCAGAACCCCACACUGCUGGCCGAACUGCGGCUGCUCAGGCAGAGGAAAGAUGAGCUAGAGCAGAGGAUGUCUGCAUUGCAGGAGAGCAGGAGAGAGCUGAUGGUACAGCUAGAGGGACUAAUGAAGCUAUUGAAGGAUGAGGAGCAGAAACAGGCUGCCCAGGCAGCUGGUACUCCUCAGACAUCUCCCAGUCAUGGUGCCGCUCGUUCUAUCCCGACACCCAUUCGCUCUACCUCUGCAGGCUCCACCCCCACCCAUACAGGCUCCACCCCUUCUCAUGUACCCCAGGACUCCUUGGCCGGAGUGGGCGGGGAUGUGCAAGAGGCUUUUGCUCAGGGAGCACGUAGAAACCUUCGUAACGACCUUUUAGUGGCAGCUGACUCCAUCACUAACACCAUGUCCUCACUAGUGAAGGAGCUACACUCAGUAGAAGAUGGUGGUGAGGAAGAGGAGGAAAGACUGCAGAAUGGAAAAGAGAGAGGUUAAGCUGAACGUAGAGCCACCAAUGUCAAUGAUCGGACAGACGACUCUUUCAGAAGACACCGCCCACAUGAGAAAAGGCACAUUGCACCACCUACUAGCAUUACCAAUACAACAUAUUAAAACAGCAGAGACAACGGCCAGAUCCUCCAACCAAUCAGAUGAGAGCUUUAGGAUCCCAGAGGCUCUGUUUGUUUGUUCUCAGAGACUUUGUUGGGUUGACUGUGAAAAAAAGGAUGUCAUUUUCUU